Messenger RNA from Moesziomyces antarcticus, 912 nucleotides. Its product is annotated as ferritin/ribonucleotide reductase-like protein. NCBI's taxonomy places the organism in Eukaryota, Fungi, Basidiomycota, Ustilaginomycetes, Ustilaginales, Ustilaginaceae. The transcript has a single exon. The coding region runs from base 1 to 912 and encodes 303 amino acids. The record is from RefSeq and is a predicted model, not a curated record.
AUGCUUACCAAGUACGCCGUCCUUGCUGCCGCUGCCGCCGCCGCGGUCACCGCUGCCCCCGUUGUCGAGAAGCGUGCCGCUCCCGGCCAGGCCGACAUUGACACCGUCAUCCUGAACUACGCCCUCACCCUCGAGCACCUCGAGAACGCCUUCUACCGCGACACCCUCGCCACCUACGACGCUGGUGCUUUCCGCGCCGCUGGCUACCCCGACUGGGUGCGCCAGCGCUUCGUCGAGAUCGGCGGUCACGAGAAGGCUCACGUCGACUUCCUCUCCAAGGCUCUCGGCGACCAGGCCACCAAGGAGUGCACCUACAACUUCGGCAUCACCGACGUCAAGACCUUCGUUGCCACCUCCGCUCUCCUCGAGGGUAUCGGCAACUCGGCCUACCUCGGCGCUGCUCAGAACAUCACCAACGUUGCCUACCUCACCGCCGCCGGCUCCAUCCUUACGGUCGAGGCCCGUCACGCAUCUUGGGUUGCCUCCUCCGUCCAGCAGGGCGACGGUUUCCCCGCCGGCUUCGACACGCCGCUCAACUUCAACCAGACCUACUCGCUGGCUGCUCCCCUGAUCACCAGCUGCCCCGACAGCAACCCCGCCCUCCCCGUCAAGGCCUUCCCCGCCGCGACGAUCUCGGGUGACGUGUGCGGUGGCAAGCAGGUGACCAUCUCGGGUGACGGUGUUCAGUCGGGCCAGUUCGCUGCCUUCCUCACUGGCCUGAACGUCUACUACGCCCCCAUCGGCGACAACGGCAGCGUCACCGUCCCCUCGGAGGUCGCCUACGGCCGUGUCUACGUUGUCGUUACCAAGUCGGGUGACUCGGUCUCGGACGACAACACCGUUGCCGGCCCCGCCGUUGUCGACAUCCCUCUGUCGGCUGAGAAGGCCGAGCAGAUCUACUCGCAGCAGUAG